AAUCGUAUUCGCUUUAUUUUGCAUUUAUGCAGAGUUGAUACCAAGGACGACGUUUUGAUGCUUCAUUAAUGUGUUACAUAUCAUAUUGGUCAUUGCCUAAACUUUUAAGCUUAAAAACUAAAAUAUUAUUCCUCAUAAAGUCAGAUAUGUUAACAUCUAUUUUUUUCAUUGUUAAUUUUUAUGAAUACAAUACAUUGUUGCACAAGUUACAACGAAAUUUCCACUCUCGGAGUUUCUGAGUGGCAUCGUUCCUUGUAUCACCUAUCAGGAGUCUGGAAGUCUCAGAUUGAUAUUGAGUAUUCCCACGGUUGUACGAGCACAAGUACCCUGACUUAUACGGUACGGGUGCCCAGAUGCUGUAUUGUACUGUUUAAUAAUCUCAGCGUCUAUGGAGUUGUUUUCUCAGUCGUCGUCCCACAAAUCUUUUCGUGGGUAAUCUGUUGCACAGUACAGUGCCAUAUAAAUAUAAUUUCCGGUAUUGUCCCUGGGUGGCACGACUGAAAACAAUGCCUGCCGAACGACAUAACCAAAUCCCAGUGCCGGAUGGUUUACGAGCCAUGCUGCAAAAAUUUGUUGUGUCUGUGCUCAGAGAAAAGGUGCCCUCUGGGAAUCUUGUUCCAUACGCUGCUGCUUAUUUUAGCAGACUUAACUUGAACGAAGAGGCAUCCGCUCAUCGUACAGGCUCAAUGACAGCUCGUGUAGUAUUUCGCGAUGAUGUGUUGGACAGGAGUAAUGGCGAGCAUGACCGCGAAGAUCAGGAGUCGCCGUCUGGCGGCUCGUAUGGACACCGUGGAUCGGAAGACUCCAACGAGUUAGCGGAACUCCAGCAGUUUCAAAAACAGAAAAUGCGAAGACGCCAGUCUGUGUCGGCUGAAAGUUUUGAUCCUUCCGCCACGGAUGAGCCCGAAACGGAAAUAGUCCACUAUCAAAAAGACGAACAUCAGUUGGAGCGGCUGAAGAAAGCCGUGCAGGGCUGUUUUCUCUUUCGAUCUUUAGACAGUGCUCAGCUUCUCAAAGUACUCAAUGCACUUUUUGAGGUUGACGUGACGCCGGGAACACACGUUAUUGACCAAGGCGAUGAGAAUGCCGACAAUUUUUACGUUGUGGAAAGCGGAAUUUAUGAUGUUUACGUGAACAAUGCUCUACAAGAGCCGCAGCACUGCUGGGAGUAUGAUAAUUCGGGAUCGUUUGGAGAGCUAGCGUUGAUGUACAAUCAGCCGCGUGCCGCCACAGUCGUGGCACGCACAGCCGGCAAACUGUGGGCUCUGGAUCGUCAGACGUUCCAGCGCAUCGUCUUGAAAGCGGCUUUCAAGAAACGCUGCAUUUAUAUGGAUCUUAUUGAUAAUGUGGAUUUUCUCGCCGAAUUACAUCCAUACGAGAAGCAGAAUUUAUGUGAUGCGCUGCAGCCGAAAGUUUAUCACGAUGACGAUAUAAUCGUGCGACAAGGUGAUUUUGCGGAUGGAAUGUAUUUUAUUGAGAGCGGCGAAGUGGUGGUGACACGCAGUGAGGAAGGUGUGGAGAAGGAAAUCGACCGGCUCACUGACGGCCAGUAUUUCGGUGAAUUGGCUCUGAUUACACAACGACCGCGAGCUGCCACUGUCGUAGCCAAUGGGGAAUGUAAGGUUGCAUUCCUGGAUGUCAAGGCAUUUGAACGGCUUCUGGGUCCGUGUGUGGAGAUAAUGAAACGCAAUAUUGAUCGAUAUCGUCAUCAGCUGGAGAGAGUCUUCGGACAAAGUCACUUACUGGAAACAACGGAAUUGUAAUUUGUACCUUCCUUACUGCCAACACCAUGGAAAAGAUUCCCACUGCUGGUUCUUUUCAACAAUCAUGCCGGUCAAUAAGGGAACAAAAAGCAGGAAAAUGUUGCUCUUUGCUAAUUGAUUUUAUUAGCGUUAGCUUAAUGUGCUAAAGGAAGAUAACAUAUAUUUUCGCAUCACAAUAUUCCCGGCUUCUUCAUCCCACUCAUCCAGGAACGUGGAAUCGAAUUAUCUUUCCAACCGGUGUUUCCUUCUCGUCGUGUUUGGGCUCGUUCUGUUGGAUUCCCUUUUUAUGCAAUCCAUUUUUGCUUUCUUGCUGUAUUUUACUGGAUUUCCCCCGUUAUGUUUGAAUUUGGUUGACAUGUUUUAUUAUUAUUAUUUAUUUUUAAAAUUACAGUUUUAUUUGUUUUAACGUUGUUACGGAUAAAGGUUGGUGUAAGAUA
This is a messenger RNA of Paramacrobiotus metropolitanus, 2200 nucleotides long. Its product is annotated as cAMP-dependent protein kinase type II regulatory subunit-like. The coding region runs from base 507 to 1763 and encodes 418 amino acids. The record is from RefSeq and is a predicted model, not a curated record. Gene Ontology annotation, cellular component: cAMP-dependent protein kinase complex. Lineage: Eukaryota; Metazoa; Tardigrada; Eutardigrada; Parachela; Macrobiotidae. Gene Ontology annotation, biological process: regulation of protein phosphorylation. The transcript has 13 exons. Gene Ontology annotation, molecular function: cAMP-dependent protein kinase regulator activity.